GAACCGGACAAUGAUUUCGCGGACUUGGACCAAUGCGCCGCGGCUCUGGAGAAAGAUGCUGCAGCCAAUGGCGGCGGGAUUCGGGGAUUCCCCGACCUCAUCGGCGACGACACCAACGACGAAAUUAUGUCGUCGGCUGCGUUCAAAGACUUGAUAUCCGACAUUAGCAACUACUCGGACUAUCCCGAACUCAUGAAGGAGUUCGAUUUCGAGGACAAGCCUAGCGAGAAUGUGAAUAACAUGAAGGCUGAGGAUAUCAAAGAUACAGUACCCACGCAGCCUGGCAAUGACCUCAAGCAUACCCAGAGUCCCUUAUUGGGCAACCAAAACAAUUUUUCGCCGCCGGUAUAUGAGAAAAAUCCGGCAGCAGCCGUCAACGCUCGACUGCCCUAUUCCAACAUGGACUUUACCAAGACCGAAUUGAGCCCAGCUGCGCAGACGUUAAAACAGAUGGCGGAACAGCAUCAACACAAGAACCAAAUGGGACUAAACUUUAAUCCGGCCAAUGGGGUCCUGGUGUCUGCUGGACAGCAACUCCACCUCAGUGCUGAUAUCAAGGGCAACGUUUCAAUAGCAGCACAGCAAGGCAUGCAUUUCACGCAACAACAGCAACAGCAGCACAAUGCAUCUUCGGCUGGUUCACAGAAUCCCACAGGUGGAGCUAAUGCCCAACAUAGUCCUAUGUCUUCCAGUCAACAUCAAACGGGUCCCAUGUCUGGAGGAAUGGGUUCUCAAAAUCCAAUGAGUCAGGGCAACAGUCAGCAAAUGGGCGGAAACAUGAACCCAAUGAACCAACAGAUGACAGGAGCACAAAUGGGCGGACCUCAAGGUUUGGGCGGUAUGCAAAACCCCACUGGAAAUAUGGGCGGCCAAAGCGGUAUGCAAGGUGGUCUUGGUGGUAUGAUGGGCGGUCCUAAUAUGUCCCACGGAAAUGUACUGAGUGGUCAUCCAGAUUCGUAUUCGAUGUCGCAAACGCAAACCAUCAACUUUACGCAGCAGACUUUGAGAAGGGCGACAGGUCCACCAGGUAUGGGUACACCAAUGGGCGGUCCUUCAGCCGGACCAAUGGGCGCGUCGACUGGUCCUCUGGGUCCGCGUCUAAUGUCCGCACAAACGUUAGAACAGCAGAAAUUGCAACAGAUGUUGCGAGCGCAGGCGAUGCAGCAGCAACAACAGCAACAGUUGCGACCUCCACCGCCGGAUUACAAAACUAGCGCAGGCUUGGGACAAGGUAUGCAACCCCGAUACGGCGCACCAGCUCCCCCACCUAAUAUGCGCAGGAUGCCACACCAACCAAUACCACCAUCAGGUCCAAUGAUACGUUCCAACGUGUAUAUGUUACAACAACAGCAACAGCAGCAAAUGGCAGGACGUUCUAUGUUUAAUCGACAGCCUGGUCCGAUGGGUGGUAUGGAGACAAUUCAGCAGAAUAAUUCGGCAGAAUGGCGUCAAUUGUUGAUGUCCCAACAGCAGAAUGCGAACUUUGGUGCAAUGAGGCCAUCUUUCCAACAAGGUGGAUUUAAUAUGAAUAUGGGAGGAGGUUCGUUGCAACAGAUGACGGCGCUCCAACACCAACAGCAACAGAUGCGCGCCCAACAGGCGAGUAUGGGAGGCGGCCAGGGAGGUAUGGGUCAUGUGAUUGGAGGUCAGGGCGGUCCCAUGGCCCAGAUGAAUUCGAUGAAUCAGGCGAUGCUGCACAUGCAACAACAGCAGACGCUGAUGCAGCAGCAACAGCAACAGCAGCAGAAUUCACAGAUGUCAAUGUCCAACAUCCACAUGCAACAGUCACAGUCCAUUUCCAUCAGCGGCCAAUCGAUGCAACAGCAGCAACAGCCUUCCAACGGCAAUAUGCUCACGAAUACUUCGAACAAUUCCAACAGCGCGAACAACGCCCUGGCCUCGUUCAAUCCGCAAACAACGGAUUUCAAUUUUGAAUUCCUAGACAAUCUUUCGGCCACCGGCGAUACCGCCGCCUUUACAGACCAGGAGCUGUUGAAUUCUUUCGGCGCGGAUGCCGGAUUUCCUCUCGAUUUCUAAUAGGUAACCGCGUAUUGUUGGGAAGUAUUUCGUACAGUGGAUUUUAGAUGAUCUACAGAAGAAAAUGUGAUUGUAUCAAAGAAAGUAUUUGAAACAGAAAUUAAUUGUUUUAGAUCAAAGAUAAUUUGUAAACACUGUCCAAGAAAGUGUACCAAUCAAAAUAUAUUAUAUGGUUUGUGUCAAAAAGUUUGCAAUAAUAAGGUGAGAAAAUAUUAUUGAAAAAAGCCAAAGAGAAAUAUUGCUCAGGAUUUGAUUUUAUGUCUAUACCGGGUGUUUUUCAAAAGUGGCUCUCAUAUAACUUUUUUUAAAGAGAUUUGUUAAAAUGGGCAUGGGGAGUCAGGGAACACAAUAAUUCAUUUAUGGCAUAUUACUAACAUAACAAAUCUCUUUUUUCUAUCUGUGGCGCCUACGCCAUUGCCGCCUCCAACGGUAUCAGGCCCGGAAGUUCGACGGCGCAAACAGGUACUCCAGCCUCGAGAAGUUUUCUCUUGCUGGUCAUGAAGGCCAAGUCCACAGAGAAAAGAAGAACCGAGUGACAGUCCGCGUUGUCAUCCGUCAACGAAGUCAGUCUCAGUUAGUCAGUGAAAAGGGCCGCCAGCUAGUCAGAUGUGCUCCUUCGUUUCUGUUAAAUUUUAGUCCAAUUUAUAUUAAUGUUAAAUAAAAACGUUGUUAGAACACGCGCCGCAUUUCAAUACGACCACGGUCACAUCCCUAAAUAUUUGAAAAUAUAUUAAAGUUAGGGGUGAGCCACUUUUGAAAAACACCCGGUAUACUAAAUAUCAUAAUAUACAGAUACUUCAUAUCAUUUUUCUGUACUGUCUAGUAAUGAACCGUAAAAAUAUAAAUGCCAAUUUUCUGAAUAUAAAUGCCGGAUUUUGCAUCAAAAUUUUAAAUCGCACAAGUAGGCGUUUACGAAAAAUGUUGCAUCUAGG
Messenger RNA from Sitophilus oryzae (rice weevil), 2969 nucleotides. RefSeq names its product neurogenic protein mastermind-like. The record is from RefSeq and is a predicted model, not a curated record. Lineage: Eukaryota; Metazoa; Arthropoda; Insecta; Coleoptera; Curculionidae.